CUAGCGCCUACAUGAGUGGCAACUUUGGUAUUUGGUUACAAUGAUAUUCAAAAAUCACCAAAAUUUUGGCCCUCGAUCCCACCUGUUUCUUCCGGGAUCAUAGAGCGGGCAAGCAGUAAGCACAUAGCAGCCUCAACAAAUAUGUCGACGAUGGAGGGUUCGCUCAGCAAGUGGACCAACGUUGUGAAUGGAUGGCAGUAUCGUUGGUUUGUACUCGACGACAAUGCCGGUCUUCUGUCUUAUUAUACGAGCAAGGAAAAGAUGAUGCGGGGUGCUCGACGUGGGUGCGUCAGACUACGAGGAGCUGUGAUUGGAAUCGACGAUGAGGAUGACAGUACUUUCACUAUAACAACUUCCUCAUCCAAAGACGAUGCGAAAACGUUUCAUUUCCAAACAAGAGAUGGUGAUGAACGAGAGCGAUGGGUCAGAGCUCUAGAAGACACUAUACUACGACACUCAUAUGCGCGCUGGGAUCCCUUGAAGCCGCCUCCUAAACAGGACUUCGAUCGUAAAGUUGCAGAGGCGGACGCUUAUCUUCAGCUGUUGAUCGAUCAGAUUAAGUUGAUCGAAGGAAAAAUACAUAACUCUGCGGAAGGAGAAGAUGAGAAGCAGGAAGUUUAUGCUGCAGUUUUAACUCAAGCGAAUGCUAUGCUGAAUUCAGUAAAGCACACCAUUGUUCAGUUACAAAUUGCAAAGAAUACAGCCAUACCAGUGAAUGGGAUAUACCGAGGUCCUGCCGAACCUGUCCACGUUUUGCCUACACUCACACAUGUUCCUGCAGGAAAUCCUGAAGCCACGGUACAAGCUGGUAUUGAGUUAGGCUCCGAAUGUGUUGAGCCACGGGUACCAAUCUUGCCAAACGCUAUGAACCUUCUAGUCCCAGAAUUUUCGUACUCGUCAUCAGACGAAGAUGAUGAUUACUUUGAUGCAACGGAAGAGUUUAUUUCUUCCCCUUCUUCGGCACACAAUCAUUUGCCUCAACGGCGAGUGAAUGAUAGAUUACAACAAACACAAGAAAGCAAUUCAGGCGAUAACCGGAAACAGCCUCCUCCACCCCCCACAAAAGGUGAUGGAUCUUUGGACUAUGAUGGUAAGUUGAAGGUUGAUGGAAGUUUAUGCCGUCUGAAAGGGGUCGCUCUGUAUGACGAAGAUAGUGAGCCAGAAGUGGAUUCAAUGGAAAGUCACGGUUCCGUGGUUGCUCACUUGUUGUCGCAAGUAAAGAUUGGUAUGGAUUUGACCAAAGUUGCUCUGCCCACAUUUAUUUUGGAGCGUCGAUCGCUCUUGGAAAUGUAUGCAGACUAUUUUGCACAUCCUGAUUUUUUUCUUAGAAUAGCAGACAUGCCCACUCCAAGAGAGAGAAUGGUGCAAACGGUACGAUGGUACCUCUGCAGCUUCCAUGCAGGACGUAAAUCAGGAGUUGCUAAAAAACCGUACAACCCGAUCCUUGGUGAAGUGUUUCGAUGUCAUUGGGACCUUCCAAAGGAUAGUGAAUCAGACACACUUUCAAAGGCCAGUACUAACACUGUAAAAGAUGGGCCGGUACCUUGGUGCCGAGAAAAUCAACUAACCUUCGUUUCUGAACAAGUUUCUCAUCAUCCUCCGGUCAGUGCCUUUUACGCCGAACAUUACGCCAAGAAAAUUAGCUUCAGUGCCCACGUUUGGACCAAGAGUAAAUUUUUGGGUCUUAGCAUCGGUGUGCACAACGUCGGUAAAGGAUGGGUUAGUGUCUUAGAACACGGCGAAGAGUAUGUUCUCACUUUCCCUAAUGGAUACGGAAGAUCUAUUCUUACCGUUCCAUGGAUUGAACUAGGAGGUGCAGUCACAAUAACCUGUGCCCAAACUGGAUACCAUGCGACCAUUGAUUUCCUUACCAAACCCUUCUAUGGCGGAAAACGCAAUCGCGUUACUUGCCAAGUCUUUCAACCAGCAGAUAAAAAACCUUUUCUUGUUAUCAAUGGCGAGUGGAGUGGGGCUAUGGAAUUGAAAUGGGCUGACGGGAAAACAGAGCUCUUUGCGGACGUGAGAGAUUUAAAGGCUGAAAAAAAACGAGUGAAACCUGUUAGUGAACAAGAAGAAUGCGAAUCGAGAAAAGUAUGGCGCGAGGUAACUGCUGGACUCAGAUUAAAUGAUAUGGAUCGUGCUACUGUUGCUAAGUAUUCAAUUGAGCAACGACAAAGAGAAGAAGCUCGCCUUCGCAAGGAAAGUAAUGUUCCCUGGCAGACUAAGCUUUUUAAGGAAACUAAAGAUGGAGGCUGGGCAUAUGUAUCACCACUUUCGGACAGGCUGCUAGUCACUACAAAGGAAACCAACAAUGCAUAAGAAAACCCGAAGAUGCUUCACGAAAUUUA
This is a messenger RNA of Diprion similis, 2348 nucleotides long. RefSeq names its product oxysterol-binding protein-related protein 9. Bases 142 to 2319 code for a protein of 725 amino acids. NCBI's taxonomy places the organism in Eukaryota, Metazoa, Arthropoda, Insecta, Hymenoptera, Diprionidae. Gene Ontology annotation, cellular component: membrane; intracellular membrane-bounded organelle; cytosol. The transcript is spliced from 13 exons. The record is from RefSeq and is a predicted model, not a curated record. Gene Ontology annotation, molecular function: sterol binding.